Messenger RNA from Rotaria sp. Silwood1, 408 nucleotides. Lineage: Eukaryota; Metazoa; Rotifera; Eurotatoria; Philodinida; Philodinidae. The record is from the annotation of a GenBank genome assembly.
AUGAAUAAACAUUGUACAUCAUGUUUUCAUCGUCAUCACAUUGACAGUGUUCGUUCGUCUGAUUGUUCUCAACAAAUUGAUGAUUCACAACAUUUGUUAAUCAAUAAUCAACCAGAGUGUCAUCAUCAUCGAAAUAAUCACAAUAGUAGUUUAAUCCAACAUGAUCAAUUGAUUAAAUCAACAAGUACAGCUGCUUUUCGAAAACGACGUACAGUAAUACCUUCUAAUCAUCAUCAACGAUUACAAUCUUUGUCAUUUUCAACUCUUCUUAUUUUAAUUCGUUUAUUGAUAUUAUUUAUUAUUGGUUUUACACUUUAUUAUGCUUUUAUUUAUAUUUAUCCAAAACCUAAAAGAAACGGAUGGGAACGAGUUUGGUAUACAAUAAUUGAUUGGCUUUCUGGAGAAUAA